GCAGGGCCUCCUGGAGGCAGCUUUGGCGCUGGGGCGCGCGGAGGGGCGGGGAAGUGAGGAAAGCGCUUUGUUCUCGGGUUGGAUGUCGGGCCCGUAGGCGUGCGCGAGAGGCGUGGAGCCCGGGUGUUGCGCGCCCCCAGGGAGCGACACAGGCUGAGCGUGCGGGGGCGGGACCUCUGCACCCGGGAGGGCCUGGGACCCAGCCCUGCGGGCUCCAAAGGUGCUUGGCCAGGCGCUGAUCCGAGGCAACUGUGGCUCCAACUGGAUCGCCGGGAGCCAGAUUCACCAAGACACAAAGGCAGGCGGGAUGCGGGAGUCAGCAAAGGGAAAGCGAAAGCCUCCCACCAGGCCGGUGACGGGGUGAAGGCGUCGUGCUGUCCUCCAGACGCCGGCGGUACCCCAACCUGCCCUAGUUGGCCUGCUGGGACAAACCCGGCGCGCAGUAGCCAUGGCUAUUGCCCACCUAGCCACGGAGUACGUGUUCUCAGACUUCUUGCUGAAGGAGCCCACCGAGCCCAAGUUUAAGGGGCUGCGGCUGGAGCUGGCGGUGGACAAGAUGGUCACUUGCAUCGCUGUGGGGCUGCCGCUGCUGCUUAUCUCUUUGGCCUUCGCGCAGGAGAUUUCGAUCGGUACCCAAAUAAGCUGUUUCUCCCCAAGUUCUUUCUCUUGGCGUCAGGCUUCUUUUGUGGAUUCUUAUUGCUGGGCUGCUGUUCAACAGAAGGAGUCCCUGCAGAGUGAGUCUGGAAACCUCCCAUUGUGGCUGCAUAAGUUUUUCCCCUACAUCCUGUUACUCUUUGCCAUCCUCCUGUACCUGCCCACCCUGUUCUGGCGUUUCACAGCUGCUCCUCAUCUUUGCUCAGACUUGAAGUUUAUCAUGGAAGAACUUGACAAAGUUUACAACCGAGCAAUUAAGGCUGCAAGGAGUGCACGUGACCUGGACCUCAGAGAUGGUGCCUGCCCAGUUCCAGGUGUUAAUGAGAACAUAGGGCAAAGUUUGUGGGAGAUAUCUGAAAGCCAUUUCAAGUACCCAAUUGUGGAGCAGUACUUGAAGACAAAGAAAAACUCCAGUAAUUUGAUUGUCAAGUACAUUGGCUGCAGACUGAUAACACUCACUGUCAUACUGUUAGCAUGCAUCUACCUGGGAUAUUACUUCAGCCUGUCCUCACUCUCAGACGAGUUUGUGUGCAGCAUCAAAUCAGGGAUCCUGAGGAAUGACAGCACCGUCCCCGAUCAAUUUCAGUGUAAGCUCAUUGCAGUUGGCAUCUUCCAGUUGCUCAGCUUCAUUAACCUCAUGGUGUAUGUGCUGCUGGCCCCUGUGGUUGUCUACACACUGUUUGUUCCAUUGCGACAGAAGACAGAUGUUCUCAAAGUGUACGAAAUCCUGCCUACUUUUGAUGUUCUGCAUUUCAAGUCUGAAGGAUACAACGACUUGAGCCUCUACAAUCUUUUCUUGGAGGAGAAUAUAAGUGAACUCAAGUCAUACAAGUGUCUUAAGGUACUGGAGAAUAUUAAAAGCAGUGGUCAGGGGAUCGACCCAAUGCUACUGCUGACUAACCUUGGCAUGAUCAAGAUGGAUAUUAUGGAUGGCAAAUCGCCCAUGUCAGCAGAGACCAAGGGAGAAGCCCAGAUGGCAGAGCUCAAAGAUGUGGACAUACACAAUGAAACUAAAACAAGUAAUGGAGAGAAGAAUGCUCGACAGAGACUUCUGAAUUCUUCUUGCUGAUGAUUUUGUUCUUGAACUUUGAAUCUGUGACUUCUGUGACAUGAAUUCAUUUUGGCUAAAGCACCCUGAUCGGGUUCACAACUGAUCUGUGGUAAAUGAAUGGGCCUUGUAGAGAGAUUGAGCUUGUCUUACUGAGGAAUGUAAUGGUCAACAAGAUGUUAUGAAGAAUGGUUUGUGACCUUCUUACAAGAAGCAACAUGGAGAUUGUAAAUGAUAGCAAGUAUACAUGUGUUAAGUCCUCAUCAAUGAAAAGUGGAAGGACUAGUAAGAGCAGCAAAGAGCCAUUCAGAGCCUUGGAGAGACACCUUUUAGUACCUGUGAUGCCAUGAGAUGCUGAGCUACUAGAAAGCAAGGACAUUGGGAGAUUUACUUUGUUUUACGAAAUAAUAAUAAACAUGUCAGGAUAUAAGUUAAUAUGAAUCUCUCACAUGCCCUUACUGACUUGGAUAAGAAAAACCUUCAAUGUCUAAUUGAGGACCAGUAGGUUGACCUGAGCCUGGCAGGUCUUCAGCUGGGUGUAGGUCUGGUGUCUUGGCCCUCAUCCACUUGAGCCAUCUCCACAGUUCCUUGUCAGCCGUGGCCAGUUGCGGCCCUCUUACCCUAUGUGUUACACUCUGCUCUCAAGGGUAAGAGGCCCAAGUGCUCAUCUGACUGAAAACUUAGUUAAUGAGACAGAACAUAAAGGGUACUCAGUUAAUACCACAGUGACCUCAGUAAGAAAAAAGGCUUCAGAAGAGAGCCCAAUGGGGAAAUCUGAGAUUCCAGAAGAAGUUAAUUUAAUCACUUUCAAAGAGGUUGUCUACAAGGUGUUUUCAAAGACAUUUGAAACAGAAUUCUACUCAAACACAUUAUCACAACACAGGAAUGUUUACAGUCAAGGACACUUGGCCUAAUAUGAUCAGAGCACACAAAUAACAUUUGCCAUAUGGUGUUUUUGGAACCAGAACAACUUAGUGGUGUAUUUUGUUUGUAUUUAAGCACAGCUUCUAAAAAUGCAUUUUCAUUCAUACUGUGUCCAAAUUGAGAAGAACAUCCUAGCAUUGAUGGAGAAUUGUCACAUAAAUGUUAAAAUGGUUGAAUAAGACAGACACAAGUAUUAUUUCAUAAAUAUUUAAGGCUAACUUAAAAAUGUUAAAAAUUUCACAUUUCUGUCCUGUAAAUAUGUGUGUUGUCAUUUUAUACACAAAAUCUGUAAUCUUUGGUCCUUCCCAUUUUCAUUCUUAGUUAACACAUUGCUUACAUGAGUAAUCCUCAGGAAGCUCAGAGUUUACUUUUGGCCCUUGGGGAAAAGUUGUUUUCCUAAUCUGGUAGCAUUCUGGUGAAGAACUGAAGUUGUAUAAGCUGCUGUCUGCCUUUCAGAAUAUACAGAAAAGCAGAUUUUAUUUGUACUUCUGUGACAGUUUCUGAAGAGGAAAGCUUAUUGACAAAAUAUCAAGGAUGCAAUCAGGGCUUUAAAUUAUUCUCCAUUGCAUGAUAUUUAUUACUGUUGAAUUAUAGUGUGACUUCGAAAUGGUAGUAACCUAAGUCACUGAUUUUGCUACUUUUCUAUUGCUACAUCUGAGAUGAUCCACCACAAUUCUCUACUGUUUUCUCCUAUUGAAAAUUUGAAAAGAUUUUUGAAACACAUUUUUCUGGAAUAUGAUUUUUUUCAAAAACUUCAUCUUCCCUGUGGACUAUCCCUAAUUUGUAUUUUGAAAUGGUAAAAGUGGAUAUUUUAGGAGACCAGGAACUCACCAAGCCCUACCACAUAUAAUCCUUUUAUCAGAGUUCGAAUAAUUGGGGGCCUUCACCUCUGCUUCACUUCAUUUUCGCAGUCUCACAUUCUGAACUGCAGUGGAAAUCAACUAGGCACUUGACCAUGCAAAUACAAUUAGGCAGAGCCCAUGGUGGAGGACUUGAGAGUCUAGUAAAAGGCAGCAGAGACAUAGGCAGGUACUAAGAAGAGAAAGAUUACCCACAAUAAAAGCCUUGCUAGAAAGUUAUGAAAUGCCGUGUUCUUGGGAGGCACCAUAUUGUCUCCUCCCCUGCCACCUGCCCCCACAUAGCUGAUUUUAAGAAUAUAGUUAUAAUAUUUCCUAGAGGCAGAUGAACCUCUUAAAGUUCAUUAGCUACAAAUCCUCUAGGUUGACAUUUGGGCAAAACAAUAUCACAGAUAGUGAUUUUGAACAUUUGCCCUCUGUACCUUCCUUGAGGGGAAUAUGGAGAACAGCUGUGUGGCAGAUGCAACUGAUGAUGGGCAACAGCCAUAGCUCUGAAAGGUUGGUGUGGUUGCCUGGCAACAUAGCUUGGCCUUGAAAUCUAAUUCUUCCAUCCACCAAAUUGUUGUCUUGGCGGACUGCUUUGGGGAGCCUGUCUCUGAGGGUGAGGAGGAAUGCUUUCCUCAGCACUCAUUGCUUUAUGAAGGGCCCACACAGACCCUUAGUGACCACUCCAGGGCUGCUGACUUGGUUUCUGGCUUAUGUCUCGUGAACCACUGUGAAUCUGCCAAACCCGACGCUACAAUAGUGUGGAAGCUGGGAGAAGCACAGAUACUCAGAAAACAAUGUUCCGGCACACCUUUAAUUUCACCAAGGAACAGGCAGAGGUUUCUAAUGUAGAGUUUCUUAAACUUUGGGGGCUACCAUCCUCCUUGCAAAUAUUUUUAAAGCAAUGCUGUCAUAUAGACACCACAAAGUCCAUGUAGAAUUCUACACCAUAUUAAACAUACUCCAGAGGACCUUAUCUGUGCAUCUGAGAAGUAGUUGUGCCCUAAUGGAAGAGUCGGCCCCUUUCAGAGAAUAGGGUCCCCCUGCCCUUGAGGACGCCACUUCUGACCCGGGCCUCAGACGUGGAUUUGCUUAAUUAAAUCUUAUUCACAUACUUUAAGUAACUGCCUUCAUUUUCUAGUCUGAAAAAAGUCAAAAAAAGAAUGAAUGGAGCAACACCUGGGAUGACCAGGCAGCCCUGUUGACGGCUAUUUUCUCCAAGUCGUGAGGCUAAUACCUUGUCUUCUUCCCAGUUCAAGUCAUUGUCCCAUCCAGCCUCACCUGAGUCUGGAAAGGGUGGACGCAGCACAAAUAGAAUGUGUCGUCCUUUAGAGAUGUGCUGUGAGAAGGCUAGAAACUUCCAUCUGUUCAGCUUAUCUGAUUUGCAAUUUAUGCUGUGUGUGGAAACGCUCUAUUUUUUACAUCCCCUCUCCCAUCCAGAGGCAGCUGAGGUGGCCUUUGUUCCUGUGAAAAUUAGUUCACCUGAGAGACAGAUUGUUGCACACCUUUCCUUUCUGAAAGCAUUUGACUUUGGUUUAUUUUGCUUAUGUCGGUCUAGGUUAAAUAGGAGAUCUAUGAGGUAGGAGAUUAUCUACUGCUGUAUCACCACUAUUUUCUGAAACAGUGACUCAUACAUACUAGGUAUCCUGUAAAUACAUGUUGAGUGAAUGAGCAAACUAACUGUGAGAACCAAUCCUAGUUUUUGACAACUGGGCACAUGGUCCUCUGCAGGGGACAGGAGGGAAGGGAGGCUCAUUUAACCUCUUGGUAGAGAAAAAUAUUUCUGCAAAUGACUAGCUCUCCACUGUAAGUGGUGAUAGUUCUAGAUUUUUAUUGUGGAGUGAGUCAUGACCACUUUCCAAGUUCAGUACAAGUUUGAUGUUGUCUUGCAGUAACUAGAGAAAGUGAAUUUUUAAAAGUCCUGGUCUCAGUGAUUCCCCAGAAUAAAUCUCUUAAAAGGAGAUAUGGAUUGAAAUGUACAAUUUUCAGUAAUAGAGGUUUUAUCUGAGGACAUUGAGAUGAAGUGACUCCUUUUGGGCAAUCACUGGCAUCUGACCCUCUUUCUCAGAAGUACAGUGAACCCUUUUUAAAAGAUUGACAAAGUUGUUACUAUGUUGUGGAAUGUGAUAGAUGUAAAUUCACGAUUGGUUUUUCUGCCUGCUUUAAAUUAAAUGUAUUGUGUUUCUGGGUCCCCCUUUAGCUAUAAAGAUACUUUGUCACUGAAGCAUGCAAUUUGAGCAGUCAUUAUUCUUCAGGUUCCUUAAAGUGAUAAAAGUUUCUCAUGUCUUGAAGUGUUUGCUUUUCCCCCUGCCCAUCAGAGGAGAAAAAUCCUUGUAAGAAUCUACAGUGUUAUUAAUAUCCCCUACACAAACUGAAACAAUCAGUUCUGCUUUUACAAAUUGACUUCUUUAAAGCACCAUAAUUACAAUUUAAUGGCUUUCAGUAGAGUGAUGCUGAUUGUGCAAGUUAAAUUCUUUUUAAUGACUGAAUUUCAUCAGAACUUCUGAAGAAAAACAUGUACUUUUGCUGUGUCAUUUUGGUAAGAAUGCUGCUGACAGAUGAAGAACGACUUUAAAAAUUAGGAUCAUGAAUUUUAUUCCACAGAGAUCUGAAGAUGAGAAUAAACGGUGUGUUAGAAAAUGAUCCUUUUUGAAAACACAGGAAUUUUGAGAGUGAUGCAUUUCAAUGCCUGUCCCUCUUACAUUUCUUAUCUCCCUGUCAGUCACUCAGCCAGGCUCUGCAUCUGACCACGCUGACUUCCACUGAAAGAAGGAUGGAAGCCAAGAGUCUAGGUUGCUGUGUCAAGAGACCAAGUGAAGCAAUGUUUUAAGUCUGCACUGUGGUGUCCUAAA
Molecule: messenger RNA, 6320 nt
Organism: Sciurus carolinensis (gray squirrel)
Lineage: Eukaryota; Metazoa; Chordata; Mammalia; Rodentia; Sciuridae
Gene: Panx1
Product: pannexin 1
Exons: 5
Coding region: 449-1723 (424 amino acids)
Biological process (GO): positive regulation of interleukin-1 production; monoatomic cation transport
Molecular function (GO): channel activity
Source: RefSeq, a predicted model, not a curated record